Molecule: messenger RNA, 1395 nt
Organism: Rhodotorula graminis WP1
Lineage: Eukaryota; Fungi; Basidiomycota; Microbotryomycetes; Sporidiobolales; Sporidiobolaceae
Exons: 6
Coding region: 1-1395 (464 amino acids)
Molecular function (GO): peroxidase activity
Source: RefSeq, a predicted model, not a curated record
AUGAAAGCUGCCGCGUGCGCCGUCCUCCUCCUCGCCCAAGUUCUCGGGUCGUCCGCCUUCCCGUGGAUGGCAGCUCCUGGCGCCGAACAAGCCACGCACGACUACCUCAAGGAGCGCGGCCUGCUCCUCGGCAAGGACGGGCUCCUCGGUCAGCUCGGCGACACGCUCACCAACAACGUCGGCGGCAUCAUCACCGGCGUCGAGGGUGCGCUCGGCGACGUCGUCAACGGCCUCAGCGGCGCUCUCGCGACCGGCGUCAAGGAAAGCGACAGGCGCCCUGACGCAGCCCACCCGUACAAGGAGCCCGGCCCGACUGACCAACGCGGUCCCUGCCCCGGCCUGAACACGCUCGCCAACCACGGCUACCUCCCUCGCAACGGCAUCGUCACGGCCGAGCAGGUCACGAAGGCGACGUCUGAGGGCUUCAACAUGGCGGCCGACCUCUCGGGCGUCCUGAACCUCAUCGCGGUCGCGUUCGGCGGCAACCUCGAGACGACGACCUUCUCAAUCGGCGGCGAGGACGAGCGCACCUACUCGGCGAGCGGCAUUGGGUCCAAGGCGGCUGGCCGCCAGUUCGGCCUCGACGCACACUCGCGCUGCGAGGGCGACGCGUCGGCGUUCCGCCGCGACUACUUCCUCAACGACGGCGACAACCACUCGCAGCAGCCGGACCGCUUCCGCCGGUGGAUCGAGCACGCCAAGAACAACAACGGCGAGUUCAACGUCCAGUCGGCCAACCAGCUGUGGGCCGAGAACGCCAAGGAGUCGCUCGCCAACAACGACCGCCUGUACUUCCAGGCCUACACCAUCGUCGUCGUCCUCGGCGAGUACCCGUUCCUGUCCAACUUCUUCUCGAACGGCACGUACGGCGCCGGCGGCGUGUCGAACCUCGAGUCGAUGGCGCCGCUCCUCGGGUUCAAGGUCAACGACGACGGCUCGAUCUGCUCUCAGCCCGAGCGCUUCCCGGACAACUGGUACCGCCGCUCGACGCCGUACGGCGUCCUGAACGGCCUCGUGCCCGGCCUCGUCGGCACGUACGCCCAGUACCCGCUCCUCCCGAACCCGCUCUCGGCGGUCCUCGAGGGCGGCGAGGUCAACCAAAUUGGCUGCGCCCUCUACCAGGGCAUCACGAGCGGUAUCCCGGCGUCGCUCCUCCUGUCGACGACCGACGCCGUCUCGUCGGCGCUCACCAACCUCCAGAACAAGCUCAUCCCCGGUCUGCCCAACCUGUUCGGGUGCGACAUCAGCCAGAACGACCUGCAGCAAAACUCGACGCAGACGUACGACGACUCGAUGCAGGAGCGCAGCACGGGCGGCGGGCAGGUGUGUACACGUGCGGCGGUUGAGCUGGGUUCGCCCCCGAGCGUCGAGAGCUGCACGCUCGAGACGUCGUGA